Molecule: messenger RNA, 1809 nt
Organism: Fusarium vanettenii 77-13-4
Lineage: Eukaryota; Fungi; Ascomycota; Sordariomycetes; Hypocreales; Nectriaceae
Exons: 5
Coding region: 1-1809 (602 amino acids)
Source: RefSeq, a predicted model, not a curated record
AUGGUGCGAGCUCGCAGAAGCCGAGGGGCUAUUGCAACUGCCGCCUUGGCGGGCAUAGCAACAGCCGUUCAGUUAGGCCACGCCUUUCCGUUUCUUACAGAGCGACAGGAGCCUGAAUGGAAGAUGAUCGACUGCUCCCAUCCAGGUGUCAUCAACGCUGAAGAUGCCAGCGACUGGCGUUGGGACCAAGUCAAGGCCUCCCAAGCCUGGGACGAUGUCGUCGAGGGCUGGGCGUUGAACCGGACUGAACGUCCCGACAGCAACUUUCCUUUCCCUCGCUCGGUCAGCAACUUCUUCAAUGGUCCAGAAGGCAUGGACUGUCACAAACUUAUCGAGGCGAACGGUUGUCACGGUGGUAGCAACCUGCAGUGUCAUGACACCAACCAUCCAGCAGGAUACUUUAUCCUCAACUCAUUCCGCAACCUUGAAGCAUUCCUCUGGAACUUACACAGUGCCCUCAGCGAGGCCCACGAAUCUAUAGAUGGCAAAGUCGGCACGCUCUCUUCCACGUUCGCACCUGUUAAGCCCCUCGACCAAUCCUUCAACAUCAUUAUGAACUUUGUCCUUAUGGGCUGGGGUGUCGCAGCAGCCCCCGGAUGGAACGUCUUCUUUAGAAACUUGCCUGUCGUAUCUACCUCAGAGAUUCAUGGCUCCAUCAAAGACUUGACCAACGACAUGGUUAAGACAAGUCUUACCAUGGCCAAGGACUUGACGGGACAGAGGGAGCCGGCCUUAGCGACCCAGUCGGAAGUCUCGAAGCAAGUCACCGACAUUGUUGAACUCUGGAAGGAUACCAUCGUCCAAUUUGCUGAAAAGCUGUAUGAUGGCGAGGACGAGAAUGUGCAGAGGCUGGGCAGAAUUAUCUCGGGUGGUAAGAUGAUGUCGGACGAGACUGUCAUCCCAACCGUGACAGAGCUGCGCAAGUCCGUCAGCAGGUCCCUUUACUCCCAGCUCAUCCCCAUUUCCUGGAAGCUGUCGCAACAAGACAUCAACCCGUUCAUCAUGGACUUGGGCAAGACUUGUGACGAACGCAUCGACGACAAGGCCUUCUGUUUUGAAAACCGACUGUACGAGCUUCGCAGCGUCAAUGGCCUCGAGGAGAACUGCGAUGGGAGUACAACCGGAAAUACAGCCGGGUCGACCCCAGGUUGGGUGGCAUGCCCCUUGCCUGAACCUCCCGGAGUCGGAGCCCUUGGAUCAGAUGAAUGGGGCGGCAUCACCACCGAGGAUAUCGUCAUUGGAUCGCUCAACACAUGGAAGUCCAACGGCCAGCGGAAUGUGGAAGGCCCUAAGGACAUCGGACAACUCUCCGACGACGAGCUUGACUCGAUCGCAACCGACAUCCGAGCCAAUGGUGUCUUCACCCUGCCGGUGUGUGGCGAGGAGGAGGCCCGCAACGGCUACAGGGACGGUAAUUCCGGCAGCUCCUACUCUUUCCCUUGUGGCACUGAGUACAAAGACCCCCGCUACAAGUCGCUGUCUUCAGACGAGUUCAAGUGCGAGGGCAGCGGCAUGUGCCCCUCAGCCGUAAACUUUGUACGCAACUGUGACAGAGCCGUCAACGACGAGCUGAUCCGCACUGAUGACUUGACCUACGGUAUUGACGCCAACAAGGACGAGAGACCCAGCGGCGGCCACAGUGGCAACUGCAAGGUAUUUCUGGAAGGCCACAUUGACUGUCUCCGGAGCGGCAACGAUAUUUGGUACGAUUACCAGGACAUCCGUGAGAAGGGAGGGUGCGAGCGGUGUGGCAAGAAGUUUUGGGGCCCUAAUAACUCGUGUGUAACUGUUGUUAACUACGGCCUUUAG